Molecule: messenger RNA, 2658 nt
Organism: Thermochaetoides thermophila DSM 1495
Lineage: Eukaryota; Fungi; Ascomycota; Sordariomycetes; Sordariales; Chaetomiaceae
Product: aminopeptidase-like protein
Exons: 2
Coding region: 1-2658 (885 amino acids)
Biological process (GO): proteolysis; peptide catabolic process
Cellular component (GO): cytoplasm
Molecular function (GO): zinc ion binding; metalloaminopeptidase activity; peptide binding
Source: RefSeq, a predicted model, not a curated record
AUGUGCCGCUCCCACGCCCUGACUGACGAGGGCGGCGCCGUCAAGGCCCCGGCCCGCGAGCUGCUGCCGACGAAUGUCGUGCCGCGUCACUACCACGUCACUCUGGAGCCGAACUUCUCCAAUUUUACCUUCGACGGUACUGUGGUCAUCGACCUGGACGUCACCGAGGACUCCAAGACUAUCUCGCUGCACACUCUGGAGAUUGACAUUCACAGCGCGAAGCUGCUGCAGGAGGGUGCAGUGGUUAGCUCCAACCCCGCCAUCGCGUACGACGCCGACAACCAAGUGUCGACGCUGACCUUCGAUAAUGGCGUCGCCCAGGGCACCAAGGCCCAGCUCGAGGUCUCCUUCACCGGCAUCCUCAACGAUAAGAUGGCCGGCUUCUACCGCUCGACCUACAAGAACCCCGACGGCAGCACCGGCGUCAUGGCCGUCACCCAGAUGGAGCCGACUGACGCCCGCCGGGCCUUCCCCUGCUUCGACGAGCCGUCGCUCAAAGCCGAGUUUACUGUGACUCUGAUCGCCGACAAGCACCUGACCUGCCUGAGCAACAUGGACGUGGCCUACGAGCGCGAGGUGCACUCGACCCAGACCAACGCCCCCAAGAAGGCCGUCACCUUCAACAAGUCGCCACUCAUGUCGACCUACCUGGUUGCGUUCGUCGUUGGCGAGCUCAACUACAUCGAGACGAACGAGUUCCGCGUGCCCGUCCGCGUCUAUGCCCCGCCCAGCCAGGACAUUGAGACCGGCCGCUUCUCGCUGAACUUGGCCGCUAAGACCCUGGCGUUCUACGAGAAGGUCUUCGGCAUCGAGUUCCCCCUGCCCAAAAUGGACCAGAUCGCCAUCCCCGACUUCGCCCAGGGCGCCAUGGAGAAUUGGGGUUUGGUCACCUACCGCGUGGUCGACCUGCUGCUCGACGAGAAGGUCAGCGGCGCGGCGACCAAGGAGCGCGUGGCCGAAGUCGUGCAGCACGAGCUGGCGCACCAGUGGUUCGGCAACCUGGUCACCAUGGACUGGUGGGACGGUCUCUGGCUCAACGAGGGCUUUGCGACCUGGGCUUCGUGGUACUCGUGCAACAUCUUCUACCCCGAGUGGAAGGUGUGGCAGACGUACGUCGUGGAUAAUCUCCAGCGUGCGCUAGCCCUCGACUCCCUCCGCAGCAGCCACCCCAUCGAGGUUCCCGUCAAGCGCGCCGACGAGAUCAACCAAAUCUUUGAUGCCAUCUCCUACUCCAAGGGUUCGUGCGUGCUCCGCAUGAUCUCGACCUACCUCGGCGAGGACACCUUCCUCGAGGGCGUCCGCCGCUACCUCAAGAAGCAUGCCUACGGCAACACCCGUACCAACGACCUGUGGACUGCCCUGGCUGAUGCCUCGGGCAAAAAGGUCGAGGAGGUCAUGGACAUCUGGACCAAGCACGUCGGCUUCCCUGUUGUCACCGUCACCGAGCAAGACGACGGCAAGACCAUCCACCUCAAGCAAAACCGCUUCCUGCGCACGGGAGACACCAAGCCUGAGGAAGACAAGGUCAUCUACCCCGUGUUCCUCGGUCUCCGCACCAAGGAUGGCGUGGAUGAAUCCAAGGUCCUCGACAAGCGCGAGGACGUCCUGGAAAUCCCCGGCGGCACCGACUUCUACAAGCUCAACGCCAACCACACCGGCCUCUACCGCACCGCCUACUCCCCCGAGCGCCUCGCCAAGCUGGGCGACGCCGCCAAACAGGGUCUGUUGACAGUCGAGGACCGCGCGGGCAUGAUUGCUGAUGCUGGUGCCCUGGCUACAUCAGGGUAUCAAAAAACCUCCGGCCUGCUCUCCCUCCUCAAGGGCUUCACCUUUGAAACGGAGUUCGUCGUCUGGAACGAGAUCAUCGCGCGUGUGGGCGCCGUCCAGGCGGCGUGGAUCUUUGAGGACGCAUCCCUGCGCGACGCGCUGGAGGCCUACCUCCGCGACCUGACCGCGCCCAAGGCGCACGAACUCGGGUGGGAGUUUACCGAGGCCGAUGGCCACGUCCUGCAGCAGUUCAAGGCGAUGAUGUUUGGCACGGCCGGUGUUAGCGGGGAUGAGAAGAUUCGGGAGGCCGCAAGGGAGAUGUUCGAGAAGUUCAUGGCAGGGGAUAAGGCGGCGAUUCAUCCCAAUAUUAGGGGAUCAGUGUUCAGCAUGGCGCUGAAGUAUGGCGGGGUGGAGGAGUACGAUAAGAUUAUGGAGUUCUAUCGGACUUCGAAUAACAGUGAUGAGAGGAACACGGCGCUGCGCUGCCUCGGCCGGGCUAGGGACCCGGUCCUCAUCCAGAGGACCUUGGAUCUGCUAUUUAGUGGAGAGGUCAAGGACCAGGAUGUGUACAUGCCUGUUUCGGGCUUGCGCAGCCAUCCUGAGGGUAUUGAGGCGAUGUUCAAGUUUAUGACAGAGAACUGGGAGCGGCUGACGCAGAAGCUGCCUCCUGCACUCAGCAUGCUGGGGACGAUGGUUAGUAUCUUCACGUCGAGCUUUACGAAGCAGGAGCAGCUUGAGCAGGUAGAGACGUUCUUUAAGGAGCGGAGCACGGCCGGGUUUGAGAUGAGCUUAGCCCAGAGCUUGGAUUCAAUUAGAAGUAAGAUUGCGUGGGUGAAGCGGGAUGCGGAGGAUGUGAAAGUCUGGUUGAGGGAGAAUGGGUAUUUGAACUGA